Molecule: messenger RNA, 1241 nt
Organism: Aspergillus glaucus CBS 516.65
Lineage: Eukaryota; Fungi; Ascomycota; Eurotiomycetes; Eurotiales; Aspergillaceae
Exons: 4
Coding region: 38-1111 (357 amino acids)
Source: RefSeq, a predicted model, not a curated record
CCGCCUUAAAUCCAACCAUACGACAUCCAGCGCAAACAUGCCUCACAGCAUCUUAAUCACCGGCGGCUCCGGCUACCUAGGCGGCACUCUCCUCGCGCGCUGGAAAAGCGCCAAUCUCCCCCCAUACAACACCCUCUACGCCCUCGUCCGAGCAGAAGAGCAAGCACAGAAGGUGAAGCAGUACGGCGCGGAGCCGCUGAUCUGCAACAUCAGCGAUCAUGAACAGUUGACUCGAGCGAUUAUCGACAAAAAAAUCACUGUGGUCUAUUUCCUAAUUGAUGCGUAUUGGGACACGCAUCAGAAGGUUUUGAUCAAGGCACUGGGGGAGGUGAAGAAGCAGACAGGGGAGGAGGUGCACUUUCUGCAUACCGCAGGAGCGAAGCACUUUAGUCGACAUGCGGGGAUUUAUUUCGAUGAGCCGCUGCUUGAUACUGAUCCGAAGCUGUAUGAUGUUCAGAAGACUGCUGUUUCCCCGCAUAAUUGGUUUUCUCAGGCUGUCAAAACAAAUGUCACUAUGAUUGACACUGCUGAGAAAUACAAAGUACGAAGCUAUAUCUUCGCUCCGUGUAUUGUCUAUGGUGAAGGGGAAGGAUUCGGCAAUCGCACUUCAAUCCAGGAUGUUGCAAUCGUCAAAGCCGCAACGAAGGCCCGACGAGUGUACAAGGUUGAUCUUGAUAAUCCGACUUGGCCUGUCUGCCACAUCAUCGAUAAUACCACCUUGUACCUGCAGAUCUUACGCCAGAUCCUGCUAGGUAACAACAUCGGGCAUAACAAGAAUGGUUUCUUCCUUGCUGCUUCCGGCAGUGUACCUUGGAACGACAUUUACAGUGCCAUCGCCAAAGCCCUCACAAAGCGCGGUAUCGUGGAUGACGACAAAGUCGAACAGGCGGACGGACCUGUCCUCGCGAAAAUGGCUGAUGCGCUUCAAGUAACGCCGUCUGCUGUCCCUGUGCAGCUGGGUGGAAAGUGUACAUUUACGGCGGUCCAUGGCCAUCGGAUCGGAUGGAAGCCGCAGUAUCCACCGGAGCAUAUACUUAAAGCGGCAGAUGCAGAGGUUGACUUGAUUUUGAGGAGCUUGGAGGUUGAUGUCUCGAGGGCAACUAUUCGGUAAUGGCGGAGUAUUUGCAUAUAACGGGCAGACCUUCAUAUAAUUGUUACCGCAUGCAUAACCAAAGAAGAUAACUAUGUAGUUACAUAGUUAAGGACUCAAUACUACUGCCUGAGGCAUCAUUGUAACCCGC